CCGAAAACAGAAAAACAGAACAAAAAAAAAGAUCCAAACGGGCCAAACCCGUCACUGAAACCCUAGGGCCUGGAUCUCCGUCGCCGGCGGCCAUGGACGACCCCAAGACCCUCGAUCUCGUCAAGGAGCUUGUCCUCCGCCUCCUCUCCACCCGCUCCCCCUCCCCCUCGGGCGACCCCUCCGGCGACCUCCCCCACGCCCUCCGCUACGCCCACCGCCUUCUUUCCAGCCGCAUGUCACCCUCCCUUGCCCCCGACGAGCCCGCCAUGGCCGAGUCCAUCAAGCGUCAGCUCGCCGUCUCCGGAAGAUCCGCCGACGCCCUCGCCUUCGCCGACCUCCACUCCAAGCUCGCGGCCCGCUCUGGCCCCGGCUCCGUCCGCAAUCGCUGGGCCCUCCUCUACCUCUUCAAGUCCCUCUCCGACGACCGCCGCCGCGCCGACCCCAUCCUCCGCGCCCCUGCCGUUGGCGGCCUCCCCGCCCUUCCCCUCGACCCCCACCCCGCCCGCCCCACCAAGAAAGCCCUAGCCUCCUCUGGCGGCGUCCUUCUUGUCUCCAAGGAUCCGGAGAACAUCCGCGAGAUCGCGCUCCGGGAGUACGCGGAUCUGGUCAUGGAGGAGACCGAGGUCUCGGAGUCGGCCCUCGUCAGGGACGUCCUCUAUGCCUGCCAGGGGAUAGACGGGCGGUAUGUGAGGUUCGACAAGGCGUCGGACAGCUACGAUCUGCCAGAAUCUCUCAAGCUGCCGAGGUCCACGAGGACAAUGGUCAGGAGGCUAUGUGAGCUCGGAUGGCUAUUCAGAAAGGUUAGGAGGUACAUCACUGAGAGCAUGAGUCAGUUCCCAGCCGAAGAGGUCGGGACCGUCGGCCAAGCCUUCUGCUCCGCCCUCCAGGAUGAGCUCUCGGACUACUACAAGCUCUUGGCUGUGCUUGAGUCCCAGUCUCUGAACCCAAUCCCAACGGCCGGCAGUGAUUCAGGAGUGCCAGGGAACUACCUUUCCUUGAGAAGGCUCGUAGUGUGGCUUGCUGAACCGAUGGUUAGGAUGCGGCUGAUGGCAGUUCUCGUCGAUAUGUGCAGAAAUUUGAGAGGUGGGGCAAUGGCCGGAGCAAUUCAUGGGCAAGCCCAGCAUGGGGAUCCACUGGUCCAGGAGUUCAUGGGCCGGCUCCUCCGGAGGGUGUGCUCGCCUCUGUUUGAGAUGGUCCAGAGCUGGGUUUUGGAAGGGGAGUUGGAGGAUGUCUUUGCUGAGUUCUUCAUUCUCAGCCAGCCAGUAAAGGCUGAGUCUUUAUGGCAAGAAGGUUAUCGGAUCCAGUCUGUGAUGCUCCCUUCUUUCAUUUCUCCAACAUUAGCACAGAGAAUUCUGAGGACUGGAAAAUCAAUUAAUUUCCUUCGAGUGUGCUGCGAGGAUAAUGGGUGGGCUGAUGCUUCCGCCAAGGCGGCAGCCCAUGUUGGUACCACCACAAGGAGGGAUGGGCUGGGUUAUGGUGAGACUGAUGCAUUGGAAGCUCUUGUGGUUGAGGCGGCAAAGCGGAUCGAUCAGCAUUUAAUGGAUGUAAUCCACCAUCGGUAUCGAUUCAAGGAUCAUUGCCUCGCGAUUAAAAGGUACUUGCUUCUUGGGCAGGGUGAUUUUGUCCAGUACUUGAUGGAUAUUGUAGGUCCUGAGCUGUCGGAGCCAGCCAACACCAUCAGCUCAUUCCAAUUAGCAGGGCUUCUUGAGACUGCAAUCCGGGCAUCCAAUGCACAAUAUGAUGACCGCGAUAUCCUUGACCGGCUGAAGGUCAAGAUGAUGGAGCACGGGGAUGGGGACAGAGGAUGGGAUGUGUUCUCAUUGGAAUACGAUGCGAGAGUGCCAUUGGACACAGUGUUUACAGCGUCUGUCAUGAAGAGGUACCUCAAAAUUUUCAAUUACCUGUGGAAGCUUAAACGGGUCGAGCAUGCUUUGAUUGGGGUGUGGAAGACAAUGAAACCCAAUUGUAUAAUUUCCUGUUCGUUUGCAAAAGAAGGUCCAGUCAAAAUGCAAUUUGUCUCAGUGCUGCGAAGGUGCCAAGUUCUCUGGAGUGAAAUGAAUCAUUUUGUCACCAAUUUCCAGUACUACAUAAUGUUUGAGGUCCUUGAGGUUUCAUGGGCACGAUUUUCAGAGGAAAUGGAUGCUGCAAAAGAUUUGGAUGAUCUUCUAGCAGCACAUGAUAAGUAUCUUAAUUCAAUUAUGGAGAAAUCUCUUCUUGGGGAGAGAUCUCGAGACAUUAUUAAAACUCUCUUCACGCUCUUUGACCUCAUAUUGCGUUUCCGAAGUCAUCAUGACCGAUGGUUUGAACGUAUAAAUGAGUUGCAACUCAGAGGGAGGGGUAAAUCAAGGUCAAAAUCAAAGGAGCCAGGUUCAUGGGUUGAUGGGGGUAGAAAAGCCAUGAUACAGCUAGCCAGAGAGUUCUUCCGGAUAAUGGAUGAAGACUUGGACACAAUUGCGAAAGAGUACUCAGCAUCUCUCGAUGCUUUUAUUUCUCAGUUGCCUAUGCAGCAACAUGUUGAUUUGAAGUUCCUCCUAUUCCGUUUAGACUUCACUGAAUAUUAUAGUCAUCUAUCCUCUAGCAAGUAAAAUCAGGGUGCUGCAGAAGAAACAGUGGAAAAGCACUGAUCUGCCAUUUGUGCUUGUUGUAUGACUUCACAAUUUCAAGCUUGCUGACCAUUUUGGGCUGGUGGCUGUAUUGUUCGUUUCAUGUAUCUAGAUGAAGAUGCUUAUCUGUUGAUUCUGUCCAUACCACGGAGGUAUUACAUCAUUUUGAGUAAUAGCCUCAACAAAAAUACAUUUAGCACGUACUCUGAUCUGGGAUGGACACUGGAAACAAGAGGAAACAUCGGGAGGUCAGCAGUUAGACUGGGAUAUGCAUCAAGGCUUCUGGUUUACAAAAUUUCCACCUUUUUCUUAUUCUUUUAAAGCAAUCUAGCACGUCAUUUUUGGUCGCAUUCCCUUGUUACCAGUUAUCAAGGUUUCUGCACUACUUUGCAGCUUGACGACGAUGAGAAUAUAUUCUCUUGUGGAAAAUGCUCUUAGUUUCAUGGAUAAGCUUCCAAGUAAUUGCCAAGCUUAAGUGUGCUGAACCUUCCAUCUUUUUAUUGUGCUGAGCGUGCUAUUCUGUGAUCAAACAACACUCUCGUUCCACUUGCAAUUGCAUUAGCUUCCUCUUCCAUAUGGUCCGAAGAUAUCAGAUCCAGCUUGCAUUAAAUAACAGCUUGAAAUUACAAGAGCAGAUCAAGGCCAUGUCCCGUAUUUUUCUAGUUGCUCAAAAUCAGCAUGAAUCUCUCAUGUGCUUAAAUUUUGUCUGGAAGUGGUACAUGCAUUACUCUAAUAUCUACAACCGAGGUAGAAGAGGAUACAUGCCAACCUCUUCCUAGAUAUUUCGGCAAUCACACCUAUUUAGAUUCGGAGUGAGGGCCAAGAAGGAAACAGGUUCAUCGUUGCAAUCAGAUCGCUGAAUAAACCUUAAUUUUAGCUGCAUGCGCAUGCCAAGAAACACAUCAUAGCCUCUCCACCAAGCAGGGAUUACAGAUUCCCGCAGCGUCCCAUUGCUGCAUGAGCCACAUCCACAGCUAGCGAAACAUUAGGUAGUCCUUGGGACACGGAUCCACUUCCUAUGGGAUCAACUUUUGGAUCUGGCAAUCCUCUCUCACAGCACUGUUAAGCGAGACGGACAAUUUUUACAGGGGCAACAACAAGCUAUAUAUCGAUAUGUAAGUCCGGGAAGCGAAACUCCCCAACUUCUGCUCCUGCUCAGGUGCAGAUAACAGAUCCGAAACAAAUGGUAAACAUAAACGAUCUUUUAGGACAGAAUCAGCUUGUCGACAAUAAUAUUAUCACGGAAGUUGAACAGAAGGAUCCAAUUCAAAAGUAUAGCGCAUAUGCAACGCCCAGACUUGAAACAAGUGGGGAAAAUAAUCCUACUUUCAGAGAUAGUUUCUCAUAUCGACCAUAAGGUAAACAGCCUAACAUUCAGGAGAGAAUCAGAUCGUCCAUAAUAUUAUCACAGUAAAUUGAACAGAAGAUCCAGUUCAAAAGUAAUAACAUAUAUAACACCAGGCAUUGCCCUAAUGUUCGCACCUUUCCUCACCAAUGGGCUACAAUAUAUAUUCUAGGUCCAAGUUUUGGUGGUGCAAUCUCAAUUCUUUGAAUUUGGUUAACCUACUAUUUGGAUCUUUCCUCACUUCUCCCUCCCCAAAAAUAUGGGGAAAAAAAAAGUAAAAAAUGGUGUAACAGGUCCAAAAGGCAAAAUAUUCCUGUACAGAGUGGAUGCCCCUCCAAUUGUAGUUUCAAUGAAGAUGUCAAAAUUAACAAUUAGCCGGCGCCAAAUUGCCAAAUUCAAAUUCUUACCAGGGAGUAACUCUGGGGAAAAAAAAAUAAGAGGGAAGAUAGAAGUCCACAGAUUGCGCAUACUGUCUAUAAAUAGAGCAAUAGGUUAUUGCAAAGAAUCAAGCCAAGACAAAAAAAUUAUAGCAGUUAGCAGAAAAAAUUAUCACGCAAACUCAAGCAAUCAUAUGCUGAAUAAUGCUGAGGGUAGUGUAUAACAGGCCAGUUAAAAUUUCUACUAUAUUAUUUAGUACUUCAAGAAAAAUCUGAGACCAGAGCAUCUUCCUAACAGCUGGAUUGGCCUCUAAUCACAUGCCAGCAUGGUCAGAUACAAUUUACUUCUCUUUCACAAGAACAAACAAGAAAUCUCCUUAGGAUAACCCUGAGAGCAUUUGUAGGAUAGAACAGCCAUUGAUUUAGAGAUAACGAGCAAAAAUAGCCAGCUUUUCUCAAGUUAAUAGAAUACUUAUGCCAUGUUUAGCUUUCCUGAUGUCCAUCCUUGAUCGUUUAACCACUGGAGAAGGAUAUAGAGGACCAAAACUACUAGGUAGCGAAUGGGGUAGAUAGCCAAGUUUAUGAACAACGAUGCAACCAAUGGCCUGUCAACAUAAAGAAAUUAACAAAUCUACAAAUUUUAUAUGCAAAACCCCAAUUGAAGGCUUACAGGUGCCCGCCAAAGUAGAGUAAGCCUAACAAUGCAAUAUCCAAGCAGUCACAUCCACCAUUAAUGGCAGUAAAGAUUAAGAUCAAUGUACACGAAGUUUGAAAAUGCAGGCCAAAGAAAUCCGGUAGUCGCAUCCAGAAUCUCUUCCAAUUAACGGACAAGUUUAUAUUUAGUAUAACCUGAAUUUAUUGUAGUAUCCUUACCAUUAUGACAAAUGCCCAUCAUCCAAAUGUCUCGUCAUAGAUGAUCUGAAGACAGAUCAAGGUUAAACACCAAAAAGGAUUUCGAAUGGUAUAAACGCAGAUAAGAUUAGCACUGUGAUCAACAGGAGUACAUCCGACAUCAUUAGAUAAAUAAUUUGUAUUCUCAAGCCUAUCUUUCUAGAUCUACGGUAAGGAGCCCACCAAACACAUGGAACACAAAGACAGCAACACUCAAUGAAUUACUAGGAUGAGGUGGAUGUUAAGUGAAAAUCAGGAAACUUAGGGUUAGAAAUAAAAAAUUGCAGGAACCAUACCAAGUUAAGAAGCUUGUUGAUAAUCUGUCAGGAAAUUGACUUGAUACAGGUGUGUCCAGCAAAAUUUUGGCAAGGCUACACUAAACUAUACAAUAAUAGUUGUCUUAUGUUUGAUAACUUGAUUUAAUCAGUUCAAAUGAGUUUUGUUUUCUAAAAAUGUGUCGA
Molecule: messenger RNA, 5677 nt
Organism: Phoenix dactylifera (date palm)
Lineage: Eukaryota; Viridiplantae; Streptophyta; Magnoliopsida; Arecales; Arecaceae
Source: RefSeq, a predicted model, not a curated record